GCUGGUGUGAUCGAGCUCACGUAGCGAGGGCUGCAGUCGCCUCCUCCUCGGCGCUGCCGUCGCGGCCUAAGGAUAUAAAAGGGCUAACUGGCUCCCUCUGCUGCCCAGUCGCGCCGCCAGCGGGCUUAGGGGAGUAGGUAGCCUGCUCGAGCGAAGGCUACCGACCCGAGACUGCAGAACGCGCCGCCCUCCCGUCCCACUUCCCAGGUGUGUGAGCCUGUAAAAUUAAGCCUUUGAAGAUGAUCGGGUGCAUUUUAGUUGUAGAGAUUCUACUUUCUCAGUCUUUGGCCCAUCCAGGGUUUUUUACUUCAAUUGGUCAAAUGACUGAUUUAAUCCACACGGAGAAAGAUCUGGUAACUUCCCUAAAAGACUAUAUUAAGGCAGAAGAGGACAAAUUAGAACAAAUAAAAAAAUGGGCAGAGAAGUUAGACCGGUUAACCAGCACAGCGACAAAAGAUCCAGAGGGAUUUGUUGGACACCCUGUAAAUGCAUUCAAGUUAGUGAAACGUCUGAACACUGAGUGGAGUGAGUUGGAGAAUCUGGUCCUUAAGGAUAUGUCAGAUGGCUUUAUCUCUAACCUAACCAUUCAGAGACAAUACUUCCCUAAUGAUGAAGAUCAGGUUGGGGCAGCCAAAGCUCUGUUGCGUCUCCAGGACACCUACAAUUUGGAUACAGAUACCAUCUCAAAGGGUGAUCUUCCAGGAGUAAAACACAAGUCUUUUCUAACAGUUGAGGACUGUUUUGAGUUGGGCAAAGUGGCCUACACAGAAGCAGAUUAUUACCAUACAGAACUGUGGAUGGAACAAGCACUAAGGCAGCUGGAUGAAGGCGAGGUUUCUCCCAUCGAUAAAGUCUCUGUUCUAGAUUAUUUGAGCUACGCGGUCUACCAGCAGGGAGACCUGGAUAAGGCACUUUUGCUCACAAAGAAGCUUCUUGAACUAGAUCCUGAACAUCAAAGAGCUAAUGGUAACUUAAAAUAUUUUGAGUAUAUAAUGGCUAAAGAAAAAGAUGACAAUAAGUCUGCUUCAGAUGGCCAAUCUGAUCAGAAAACCACACCGAAGAAAAAAGGGGUUGCUGUGGAUUACCUGCCAGAGAGACAGAAGUACGAAAUGCUGUGCCGUGGGGAGGGUAUCAAAAUGACUCCUCGGAGACAAAAGAAACUCUUCUGCCGCUACCACGAUGGAAAUCGGAAUCCUAAAUUUAUUCUGGCUCCAGCCAAACAGGAGGACGAGUGGGACAAGCCUCGUAUUAUCCGCUUCCAUGAUAUUAUUUCUGAUGCAGAAAUUGAAAUUGUUAAAGAUCUAGCAAAACCAAGGCUGAGCCGAGCUACAGUACAUGACCCUGAGACUGGAAAAUUGACCACAGCACAGUACAGAGUAUCUAAGAGUGCCUGGCUGUCUGGCUAUGAAAACCCUGUAGUGUCUCGAAUUAAUAUGCGAAUACAAGAUCUAACAGGACUAGAUGUUUCCACAGCAGAGGAACUACAGGUAGCAAAUUAUGGAGUUGGAGGACAGUACGAACCCCAUUUUGAUUUUGCACGGAAAGAUGAGCCAGAUGCUUUCAAAGAGCUGGGAACAGGAAACAGAAUUGCUACAUGGCUGUUCUAUAUGAGUGAUGUGUUAGCAGGAGGAGCCACUGUUUUUCCUGAAGUAGGAGCUAGUGUUUGGCCCAAAAAGGGAACUGCUGUUUUCUGGUAUAAUCUGUUUGCUAGUGGAGAAGGAGAUUAUAGUACACGACACGCAGCCUGUCCAGUGCUGGUUGGAAACAAAUGGGUAUCCAAUAAAUGGCUCCAUGAACGUGGACAGGAAUUUCGAAGACCAUGCACCUUGUCAGAAUUGGAAUGACAAACAGACCUCUCUCUGUCCUAUUGUACCCUCAUGUGUCUGAUACACACACUUCCCAGUCUUAAGCUUCAAGAGUUUACAAAUGACUAACACUCCAUGGUUGAUCCAGUCAUGAACCUCAUCCCAUGUUUCAUCUGUGGAGAAUCACUAACUUUGUGGGUUUUCUUUUAGAAGUAACACUAAAUCACCACAUUGUACAUAUAAAACCUUAAAGUUCAGUUGGUAUCACAGAGGACAAAGCAAGGCAGUAUUAAAAAUGAGGAAUUUUUACAUUUGUUAAAGAACUUUUUUUGAUUGGAUAACAAAAUACAAUUUAUGCAUCUAAUUAUAUAGUAUUUCAGUACAUCUGUGGGUGACAGGCGAGAAUGGGCCAUGAGAUUAAGGGACAGAUGCAUUAGAGUAUGUUCCCAGGUAUUACCUAGUCUUAACUUUUCUGGAUCGGCCUGAGGACUAGGAGGAAACUGGCUGUGAAGACUGGGUUCCAUACAGUGUUUUCCCUCCAUAUACUAUUCUAAUUGGAUUUGAUCCUCUCAAGUCCUUUUUAAAGUAUGCUGUAUUUUACCAGUCCCCUUCUUUCAUAGCUCCUCUGCGAAUUAAAUCAGUUAAAGUACUUUGAUUAAAAAAAUUUUUUUAAACAGAAGGUCCUAUAUUAAAAUGCUGGGCCUAUGGGCCUUCUUAAAUGAUCAUCACUUAAUCUGUUCCUCCUUUUUCUUAAAUGACUGAUGAUUUUGUCCAAAAAAUUUUGCUUUUUUUUUUUUUUUAGUGCUAAUACCUUGCAUCUUACUCCUGCUGCAUGAGCAGGGGUGGUGAUAUUGGCAUUCUGACUAAAUAUCGUGCCUUAGGAGACUGGAAACUUUUAAAUGUACUUUCAGUGAUGAGGGAAUUGAUUAAGAGAACAAGAGGAAUCUUUUCCCUAAAAAGCCAAAAUGUUUGUUUUUUCAAUUCUGAAAUGUGUUGUGACAAUAAUGACCUAUUUAUGAUCUUAAAUCUUUUUUU
This is a messenger RNA of Vicugna pacos (alpaca), 2840 nucleotides long. It is a transcript of the gene P4HA1, whose product is annotated as prolyl 4-hydroxylase subunit alpha 1. The record is from RefSeq and is a predicted model, not a curated record. Gene Ontology annotation, biological process: peptidyl-proline hydroxylation to 4-hydroxy-L-proline. Gene Ontology annotation, molecular function: procollagen-proline 4-dioxygenase activity; protein binding; L-ascorbic acid binding. Gene Ontology annotation, cellular component: endoplasmic reticulum. Lineage: Eukaryota; Metazoa; Chordata; Mammalia; Artiodactyla; Camelidae.